Molecule: messenger RNA, 2283 nt
Organism: Trichoderma asperellum CBS 433.97
Lineage: Eukaryota; Fungi; Ascomycota; Sordariomycetes; Hypocreales; Hypocreaceae
Biological process (GO): exocytosis
Cellular component (GO): cell tip; Golgi to plasma membrane transport vesicle
Molecular function (GO): guanyl-nucleotide exchange factor activity
Source: RefSeq, a predicted model, not a curated record
AUGGAUUCCUUUAUCCACGUCGCCGGCUGGUCUCAGCAUUUCCCCUCCUCAGCACGAUCUCUUAGCCAUCUGCGGUCAAUAUCAACAACUCCCGCAUCUGUCGACGACACAUCAUCAUAUGGGCCUCGACCACCGCCCAAAUCACCAUCGGUUUCGCAACUGCCCAUCAUUUCACUGGCGUCAAAGGCCUCAUCCUACUUCUCCAGCAGUGAGAUGAGCACCCUCCCCGAUCCCCGAAUGCGAACCGCCAGCUCGUCUAUCAACGGCGCCAGGCCCUCGACCUCCCACUUGGGCAUCGGCCACGACGACGACGACGGCUUCUCGACUACUUCCCAACAUCCCGACCUCAGCGAUGAAGUUGCUACGCUCAGCACGAAGCUCAUUCACGCCAUCAACCAUCAAACUGCGCUUGAUGAUACAUUGUCAGCAACCCGCCAUGAGCUAGACGCUGCCCACGGGCGCAUUCGCGAGCUGGAGGCUCAGGUGGCCUCUCAGCGCGAAAUGAUGGCCGGUGAUGUCUGGAUUCGCAAAACUACGCUAGAGAGUGAGCGUAGAGACUGGCUGGCCGAGAAGAAAGUCAUCCAACAGAAGCUUUCUGAAGAGACCAAGGGCCGGUUAGAAACAGAAAAAGAGAAGCGAAAGAUUGAGCAAGAGCUGGAAAAUCUCACGACGGCCCUGUUUGAGGAGGCAAAUAAAAUGGUCAUUGCGGCCAAGGAAGACGCUCAGUUCCAGCAUGACAUGUUACAGAAGAAAAACGACCAGCUCAAAUCUCAGCUCGCCGAUUCCGAGAGCCUUCUCAAGUCGCAACAGGAGCAGCUAUCUGAACUGAAACUGGUCAUGGAGACCAUGAUGAUGGAGCGUGACGACCAGACUAACAACACAACACCCUCAACUCCUGGCUUCGAUUCCAAGGACGAAGACCACAUGCUCGCCGAGAAGCCGGCACCCUCUCCUUCCGGACACUCUACCGAAACCCAACACACCCCGGCUCCUCCCACCAGCUACACCCAUCUUAUCCAGCCAGUCUUGCGAACCGACCUUGCCGCAUAUGAAGACUUCAUCGCGCUUGCUCACCUGUCUCAUCAGCGCUCGGGAAGCCGCGUUUCUGGUGGCUCUGUUGGCGGGUUCAUUGGACUUGGCGGCUCAACUUCUAGUGUACAUGUUUCUAACGGGUCUACUUCAUCAUUGGGUGGCUUUUCAAGCAACAAUAAUAGCACACCACAGUCUCCUAAUGCCAAUGGCUCAACAGCUACAACGAUCCCUCAUCUCAAGGAGACUCGCUUCUACAAGCGCACCUUGACUGAAGAUAUCGAGCCAACACUGCGCCUUGAUGCCGCGCCUGGACUGUCAUGGCUAGCUCGUCGUACUGUCCUGGCCGCCGUGGCCGACGGUUCGCUAGUAGUAGAGCCUAUCCCAGUGCCGACGACGUCAUCCGGCUUCCUUCCUGUCCCGAAGCCGCAGUUUUACCCUUGCGCUCUGUGCGGUGAAUCUCGCAAGGAUGUAGAGCACCUGCGCAACUACCGUUUCCGCGUGAGCGAGGCUGACUCUGCCCAACGGUAUCCUCUUUGCAGCUAUUGCACCGUCCGUGUACGAUCCACUUGCCAGUUUAUCGGAUUCCUUCGAAUGAUUAAAGAUGGAUACUGGCGCGCCGAUGACGACGAAAAUGAGAAGGCAGCGUGGGAAGAAAGCGUGCGUCUGAGAGAGCAAAUGUUCUGGUCACGCCUUGGAGGCGGCGUUGUUCCGGUCCCCCACGGAGAGGCACAGGUGGAGGCAUCUCAUAGCCGUCACCCAAGCAUGGCUCAGGUAAUCGAAGCUCCCGUCAUUGUUCCAACGGGGAUUGAUACUCCCAAGGAGGUUGACACUCCUAUGGCGGUUGAUUCUCCCAAAGAGGUUGAUGCUCCCGAGGAAAUUGAUGCUCCCAUGGCGGUUGAUGCUCCCAAGGAGGUUGAUGCUCCCAAGGAGGUUGAUGAACCAAUGGAGAUUGAUGCGUCCACCGAAAAGGAUGUAUCGACAAACAAAGAUGCACCUGCAGAAAAGGAAGAGGAGGCAUCCGUUGCUGAUACGAGCUUCGAUACAGCUCCCCCUUCCGAGGUCGAUGACGAUGGCAGCGAAUUCGAGCCGGGACACCGUGAGUCUACCGAUGAGCCUCACACGCCCCAUGACCAGGAGGAUGGAACCAAGCCCCUCCGCUAUUCGGUGCAAUCCUUGGCCCUGGAUACCAUGAGCAGCUCAGGAUCCGAGGCUACCAAGCGUCUCUCUACGACUACCAUCAUCGAGAACUAG